Condylostylus longicornis is the source of this 306-nucleotide messenger RNA. RefSeq lists its product as uncharacterized. Gene Ontology annotation, cellular component: mitochondrion. Gene Ontology annotation, biological process: mitochondrial respiratory chain complex I assembly. The transcript has a single exon. NCBI's taxonomy places the organism in Eukaryota, Metazoa, Arthropoda, Insecta, Diptera, Dolichopodidae. The coding region runs from base 1 to 198 and encodes 65 amino acids. The record is from RefSeq and is a predicted model, not a curated record.
AUGGAAGCAGUUGAAAAAGCAAAAUCACGUAUGAAAUUGUAUCCAAUAUUGUUAGCAAAAUGUAGUAAAGCAGCGGCAUUAUAUGCGGCUUGCGUAGCACGAGAUCUAAAUGUAAGUAAACAUAUAUGUAACAAGGAAUUUACAGAGUUCAAAAAUUGUCUUGUUAAAGCUAGUAAAGAAAUGAGAACAAAGUUGUAAUUAUAAAAGAAAUAAGCGACAUAUUAUUUAUAAUUGUGGAUAGAAACAUUUGUGUAAUCAACAAAAAAAAAGGACAGAAAGAAAUAAAACUUAACUUAAUAAUACAUA